ACGAAGAAGAAGAAGAAGUUGUGCGGCAUGCUUCUUCAUCAAGAAACACGCAUUAAAGUGUUGCCAGCAAGCAGGAGUAACUCCAGACGAAUCUACAGAGAUCUGUGUACUGUUAUAACAAUGGAGUUCAUUAAAGAGGAAAGUGAAGACUUGAGUUAUUCAGAGCCCUGCAGAGUGAAAGAUGAAGGUACUGAGGAACUGAGAGAUUUGAUGAAGGUGAAAGAAGAAAAUGAAAAACUGAAUGACUUUGACGAGAAGCACCACGACUAUCAGAAUUCCUCUGAUUUCAAUUCUGAAGAAAAACCUUUUAGUUGCUCACAGAGUAAUGAGCAUUUGAAUCAAGAGCCUUCAUUCACCUGCCCUGAAUCUGGAAGGAGUUUCACUCAAAAACAACAUCUGACCAGACACAUGAGAGCUCACACUGCAGAGAAGCCGUUCACAUGUGUGGAGUGUGGAAAGAGUUUCACACACCACGAAAAGCUAAAUACGCACAUGAGAAUCCACACCGGAGAGAAGCCAUUCACAUGUCCUCAGUGCGGAAAGAGAUUCUCGCAGAAAUCAAACCUGAACACUCAUUUGAGGAUUCACACUGGAGAAAAACCCUUCGCAUGUCAUCACUGCGGAAAGAGCUUCACAUGCAAAGGAAACCUUAAUAUGCAUGUGCGAAUUCACACCAGAGAGAAGCGGUUCACAUGCCCUCAGUGUGGACUGAGUUUCACUGAGAAAAAAGUCCUUAAGAAUCACAUACGAAUUCACACUGGAGAGAAACCCUUCACGUGUCUUCAGUGCGGAAAAAGCUUCACUCGGUCAGGAUCCCUGAAAGUACACGAGCGACUGCACACCGCAGCGAAGCCGUAUCACUGCGCUUCAUAUUUGAUGAAGGUGAAAGAAGAAAAUGAAAAACUGAAUGACUUUGACGAGAAGCACCACGACUAUCAGAAUUCCUCUGAUUUCAAUUCUGAAGAAAAACCUUUUAGUUGCUCACAGAGUGAUAAGCAUUUCAUCACCUGCCCUGAAUGUGGAAAGAGUUUCACACACCACGAAAGGCUAAAUACGCACAUGAGAAUCCACACCGGAGAGAAGCCAUUCACAUGUCCUCAGUGCGGAAAGAGAUUCUCGCAGAAAUCAAACCUGAACACUCAUUUGAGGAUUCACACUGGAGAAAAACCCUUCGCAUGUCAUCACUGCGGAAAGAGCUUCACAUGCAAAGGAAACCUUAAUAUGCAUGUGCGAAUUCACACCAGAGAGAAGCGGUUCACAUGCCCUCAGUGUGGACUGAGUUUCACUGAGAAAAAAGUCCUUAAGAAUCACAUACGAAUUCACACUGGAGAGAAACCCUUCACGUGUCUUCAGUGCGGAAAAAGCUUCACUCGGUCAGGAUCCCUGAAAGUACACGAGCGACUGCACACCGCAGCGAAGCCGUAUCACUGCGCUUCAUAUUUGAUGAAGGUGAAAGAAGAAAAUGAAAAACUGAAUGACUUUGACGAGAAGCACCACGACUAUCAGAAUUCCUCUGAUUUCAAUUCUGAAGAAAAACCUUUUAGUUGCUCACAGAGUGAUAAGCAUUUCAUCACCUGCCCUGAAUGUGGAAAGAGUUUCACACACCACGAAAGGCUAAAUACGCACAUGAGAAUCCACACCGGAGAGAAGCCAUUCACGUGUCCUCAGUGCGGAAAGAGAUUCUCGCAGAAAUCAAACCUGAACACUCAUUUGAGGAUUCACACUGGAGAAAAACCCUUCGCAUGUCAUCACUGCGGAAAGAGCUUCACAUGCAAACGAAACCUUAAUAUGCAUGUGCGAAUUCACACCAGAGAGAAGCGGUUCACAUGCCCUCAGUGUGGACUGAGUUUCACUGAGAAAAAAGUCCUUAAGAAUCACAUACGAAUUCACACUGGAGAGAAACCCUUCACGUGUCUUCAGUGCGGAAAGAGUUUCACACGGAAAUGCAACCUGAUGAUUCACAUGAAUAUUCACACUCGAGAAAAACUCUACAAGAGCUUCACUCGGUCAGGAUCCCUGAAAACACACGAGCGACUGCACACCGCAGCGAAGCCGUAUCACUGCGCUUCAUGUAGGAGGAGAUUCAGUUCAUCAAGAAAUCUGCAGAUUCAUAGAAAAACAUGCUGCUCACUGGCCAAAGAAAUGGACACUAGGUAAAUGGUACAAAAGCCAAAAGUGGAGUUCUUCCCAAAGGACAUGUUGAGGGGCAGUAACAAAGGAAACUGAGUGCUAAUCAAUAAAUAAAAAAGUAUGAUGUUAAGACAAUGAAAAUGUAAUAUAUUGUUCAGUCAUGAAACUCUAUAGAUGGUGCAGGCGACGGGUUGUUAAUGUAACCGAUGAUAUUCAGAGAGUUAAAUGACUUAGCACAAGCUGAUUGGUUCAUGCUGCAUAUGCAGC
Messenger RNA from Sinocyclocheilus grahami, 2397 nucleotides. RefSeq names its product oocyte zinc finger protein XlCOF6-like. NCBI's taxonomy places the organism in Eukaryota, Metazoa, Chordata, Actinopteri, Cypriniformes, Cyprinidae. The transcript has 5 exons. Gene Ontology annotation, biological process: regulation of transcription by RNA polymerase II. Gene Ontology annotation, molecular function: RNA polymerase II cis-regulatory region sequence-specific DNA binding; DNA-binding transcription activator activity, RNA polymerase II-specific. Gene Ontology annotation, cellular component: nucleus. Bases 28 to 2157 code for a protein of 709 amino acids. The record is from RefSeq and is a predicted model, not a curated record.